Magnolia sinica is the source of this 1266-nucleotide messenger RNA. RefSeq lists its product as uncharacterized. Lineage: Eukaryota; Viridiplantae; Streptophyta; Magnoliopsida; Magnoliales; Magnoliaceae. The coding region runs from base 75 to 839 and encodes 254 amino acids. The transcript has 3 exons. Gene Ontology annotation, cellular component: chloroplast. Gene Ontology annotation, molecular function: RNA binding. The record is from RefSeq and is a predicted model, not a curated record.
GUCAUCGAUGAAUUGAUAAACAAGCGAAGGGUUGGGCGUCAUCUUCAUCCAUCCAUCACCACACCCAUUCGUCAAUGGCAGCAGCAACAGCAACAGCAGCAGCUCUGAUGAUGGCCCACCACCACCAUCAUCAUCUCCUGAGACCUGCAUUUCCCUUCCUUCCCAAGCUUCUCCAUCACUCUUCCUCUUUCUUACUUACUCUCCCCACCUCAUUCCCUCGCCGUUUCUUCUGCACUCGCUCUUCUCUCACUCACCCUCACAUCUCUUCUUCCGUCGUCGAUGACUUUCAAGUCGAGGCCGAGUACGAGGACGCGGACCCCGAACAACCACAACCACAAGAAGAGGAAACAACAGCAGCAGCAGCAGCAGCGAUCACAGAUUCCAUCAGAAGAACUAUAGUAGUGCCCGUUGCCGCUUCUUCUUCUUCUUCGUUGCCACUGCCGAACCUUAGCAUUAAGGAAAAGAAAGAACUGGCCUCGUACGCCCACAGCCUCGGGAAGAAGCUCAAAUGCCAACAGGUCGGCAAGUCCGGCAUCACUCCGUCAGUUGCAGCGGCUUUCGUCGAGAACCUUGAGUCCAACGAGCUCUUGAAGCUUAAAGUGCACAACAGCUGCCCAGGUGAGCUGGCCGAUGUGGUGAAGCAAUUAGAAGAAUCGACAGGAUCAGUAGCUGUUGGUCAGAUUGGCCGAGCAGUGAUUCUUUACAGGCCUAGCCUCACCAAGUUGAAGGCAGCUGAGAAAAAGAAACAGCAUGUCCAAAGAGUCAGGAAAGGAUUCCCUCUGAAAACUGAUAAGCCGAAGGUACAAGUAAUGAGAUCAUCUGGUCAGGGGCGCCGUUGACGCAGACGGAUUUAAAGGUCUCGUGUCAUUGGAUCUUCAGGAAACAGUAUGGUAAGCUGAUUUGAUCCUGUUUCAGACUCGUAAACAUGUUUACAUUGUUUUUCGGGUGGUGUAGCUGGUGCUCUCGGCAGUCUGUACAAGCCCUACUGAGGGUAGAUUUUGUCUUGAGGUGAUCAGUUUCCAGGAGCAUCUAUCUGAUUGGCUGCAUCCAUAAGAAAAGAAAAGGGAAGUGGAUAAAUGAGGGACUUGCUGAUUUAACUGAGCAAUCUAGAGGUCUAGUUUCCCUUGGAAGUCUAAAACUCUGUGAGCUCAUAAUGUAAUCUAGUUCUGAGAUGAGGGAGUUUUCCAUUGUUGCAUAUCUUGCUUGCUGUAGUACAUUCUCACUCUCAGAUUGAUAGCUGGGGCCCUCAUGUGGGACACUCUUACA